Molecule: messenger RNA, 2101 nt
Organism: Asterias rubens (European starfish)
Lineage: Eukaryota; Metazoa; Echinodermata; Asteroidea; Forcipulatida; Asteriidae
Product: cytochrome P450 2D16-like
Exons: 6
Coding region: 206-1810 (534 amino acids)
Molecular function (GO): oxidoreductase activity, acting on paired donors, with incorporation or reduction of molecular oxygen; monooxygenase activity; heme binding
Source: RefSeq, a predicted model, not a curated record
GACAACGUUUAGCUGAACAACCGUCGCAGAACCAUCCGUCGCCGAAAACGAAAAGUCCCUAAUAAGAGCUGGUAACAGAGAUCGAUCCAUCCACAGAGUGUGGGAGACUAUAUAAAACUACGGCUGAACUCGGUCGGAUACAUUCUGCUAAACGCACUGUGUUGUAGAAGGAUCAUCUUUCAUCAUCAUCAUCAUCAUCAUCACAAUGUCUGCACCCCGGCAGAGCGUCUCAUCUCCCCACGGCCUGGGAGGUGAGUACGACCCCCUAGCGGACUCCUGGUUGUGGGCCCCUCCACCGACGCAUACAUCGAUUCUGGUUCUGGUGAAUGCUUGCUUCAUGUAUCUACUAUGGAGGGAUAAUCGCCGCCGUAUGAUGCAGAGGGGAGCAGAACCUCCGGGCCCCAAGGGGAUUCCGAUCAUCGGAUCGCUUCUGGAGCUACGCGGAAAUCCGAUACUGCGCCUUCGUGACAUCGCUCAACAGUACGGACCAAUAGUUUCAAUCAAGUUCGGGAUGCUGAAGGUUGUAAUGUUGAAUGACGUGCCGACCAUCCAGAAGGCGUUAGUGACCAACUCGACCAUUUUCAACGACAGACCGACAUUCCUUGGCAUUCUUACUGGUUCAGGGAGAACAAAAGGAAUGGUGUCUCUGAGCAGUGGGCCAUUCCACCGGAACCAACGACUUCUCACGGCUGACAUACUCCGUAGUCUGGGUAUUGGACACACCAAAGGGGAAGUGUUUUUCAGCCAUAGUGUGACCGCUCUCUGCAACUAUCUGACGGCGAGUGACCAGCGUCCCAUCGACUCCAUGCAGAUCAACACAUUCGUAUUUGACGCAUUUACAUCAUUGAUGUUUGGACCGGACUGGGAGGUGAACAAGUCACUUACAGAUCUCCGAGAAUCCCCCUCUGAAAUAUUGAACAUGAACCCAGCAAUGAUCCUGGCCUCGCAGUUCUUCCCCAAUUUCAUGGUUAGAAACAUCGUGCCGCAGAGAUACAAACUGGAGAAUGCGUUGCGAUCUUUGCUUCAGAACACCCGGCGCCGGGCCGAGGAAAACCCGGACACAGUGGAAGAUGAGUUUGAUUCUUACGUAGAUGGCAUUAUAAAGAUUCAAGAACAAUCCAAGAGGCAGCUUGCGAAGAACAAUGAUGCUGUGUUAAGGGAGAGAGCACAGGCUUUCUUAGCACCGGACGAACACUACACCCUCGUCUUGUUCGAUUUCUUCGUGGUAGGGACUGAGACGUCUUUAAUUGGACUGAAGUGGGUUCUUCAGAUUCUGAUGGUUUAUCCAGAAUGGCAGAGGAGAAUCCAGGAAGAGAUUGAUCACGUGGUUGGAGUUGGUAGCGAUGCACCAUCUCUUACGCACAAGAGCAAAAUGCACGUCACAAUGGCGACAAUUACCGAAGUUUUACGAUUCCGCCCGACGACUUCUCUCGGCGCCCCUCACCGAGUGACGGAAGACACUACUCUUGGUGGGUACUUCAUACCUGGAGGCACUACGCUCAUUACCAACAUUUACGCAGCAAAUACUGAUGGCGCUUUGUGGGAGGAACCGGACCGUUUUAACCCGAAACGGUUCCUGAACUCGGAGGGGAAGUUCACAGUGCCGAAUAAAAUCAUGACAUUCUCAACUGGUCAAAGGGCGUGCCCAGGAGAGAAGUGGACCCGUUCUUUAAUCUAUCUCUACAUCACCAACGUCUUGAAGCACUUCACGUUGAAGUUUCCCGAUGGCGCCCCAGUCCCAGACCUGGACGGUCACCCAGGUAUAAACCAUGCUCCGCACGAAUUCAAAAUUUGUGCUGUUCCUCGAUGAAGAAAUUUAUAGUGAUGUCCAGGAUGAAGUUGAAAUCAUAUUUGGACUAAAAAAAAAUGAUGGAAAUGACUGUCAAUGUACUGCAGUUGGCGCAAAGCGCACAAUCACAGCAUGAACACGCAUGAUAUCAUAAAGCAUGGCGAACUGUGUACAAACUUCUUCUGAUAGCGCCCUCUUUUGAAAUCUCCUCCAGCCCAUGUUAAUUUCCCAUUAGGGGGAAGAAUCUCCUGGGAGAAGAUUUCCCUAUAAUAAUAAUAGUGGCUUCUUAUAUAGCGCUCAGGUCAUGACGCU